This is a messenger RNA of Salvia splendens (bonfire salvia), 1403 nucleotides long. Its product is annotated as protein IQ-DOMAIN 25. The transcript has 4 exons. Gene Ontology annotation, molecular function: protein binding. The coding region runs from base 141 to 1259 and encodes 372 amino acids. Lineage: Eukaryota; Viridiplantae; Streptophyta; Magnoliopsida; Lamiales; Lamiaceae. The record is from RefSeq and is a predicted model, not a curated record.
UAGCUGUUUUAUUUCACUUUAUCAUUUUAAUCUCAAUAUUAAAAAAUCUUUUUUUUCCCUCACAGUGUGCUUUAAAGCAGCUUUUCUACAAAACGCAGCGUAGCUAGCUAGAACUAGAUUCUCCAUUCUUGAACCUCUAAAUGGGAAAAGCAGCGCGGUGGCUCAAGGCCAUGUUUGGUUUCAAAUUUAAGGAGCGCACCGACAUGACGCGGUGGAGCUCCGGCCACCUCUGCCACAACCCCGCCACCAUCCCCCCCAACAUCACCCCCGCCGAAGCCGCCUGGCUCAGAUCCUUCUACACCGACACCCACGACAAGGACCAGAACAAGCACGCCAUCGCCGCCGCUGCCGCCACCGCUGUCGCUGCCGCCCACGCCGCCGCCGCAGUCGUCCGCCUCACCACCCGCGGCGGCGGCGCGGAGAAGUGCGCCGCUGUCAAGAUUCAAUCGCUUUUUCGUGGAUUCUUGGCCCGAAAGGCGCUUCGUGCCCUGAAGGGCCUGGUGAAAAUCCAGGCCCUGGUGAGGGGAUUUCUCAUCCGCAAACAGGCCGCCGCCACUCUUCAGAGCAUGCAAGCCCUCGUAAGAGCCCAGGCUACCAUCCGAGCGCAGAAAAUGAGACGUCUUAUUAAUAAUGACGAAACUUUCCCCCCUCCCUACAAUGCCCUGGAUGAAGGGAGCGAGCAUCCCUCGUUGUUCCACAGCAGGAGGCUGUCGGCGUCAUUCGAGACGGGUCCAAAUUCUUAUCCGUUCGACGAGAGCCCGAAAAUCGUGGAAGUCGACACGGGCUGCCGGGCCAAGUCGAGGGCCCGGCGGGCCAGCUCGUGGAUGGCGGCCGAGCCCUCCCCGUUCCAGUGCCGGGUCCCGGAAUGGGGGGAGCAGGGGUCGUCGACGGCACAGAGCACGCCGAGAUUCAGCGGGAGCGUGACGCCCGCGAAGAAGCCGAGCUACAUGGCGAAGACGCAGUCGUUCAAGGCGAAGGUGAGGUCGCAGAGCGCGCCGAAGCAGAGGCCCGAGCCCGGCCCGACGAGGAGGAAGUCGCUGCUAGAAAUGAUGGAGUCGAGGAGUAGCCAGAGUGGGGUGAGGAUGCAGAGGUCAUGCUCCCAAGCUCAGGAAGCCAUUACUUUCAAGAAUGCUGUCAUGUCCAACUUUGCGAUGAACGUGAGAUGGAGGAGUUCGUUAACUCGAACAAUUGGUACAUACUGGGGUCGCAAUGAUCGCAGCCAUAGCCUAGUCCUGGAGUCGGUAGCAACGUUGAUGUAACAUCGCCGGUCAACACCGAUGAAUUCGAGAUCAGCGAGAUGGAGCCCGCUCAAGAGCGUGGCAAGGAGAAGGUCGGCGAGGAGGAUGGGCCGAAGAAGUAGGGUCCGCAAGAGACAAUGUGGCUUACGAGGAACUACAUCGACG